AUGUUUACAGCUCGUCUGCCCACACCAAACAUUACCAGAGACUCAUCAUCUUCAUCAUCAUCAUCUUCAUCACAGCAGAAUUGUUCAUUGUUGUGUUCAGUGGUGAAUGUGAGUCAUGUGACUCUCUCCUGGUACAAAGGAAACAGUUUAUUGUCCAGCAUCAGUGUGUCUGAUCUCAGCAUCAGUCUCUCUCUACCUCUGGAGGUGGAAUAUCAGGAGAAAAACAGCUACAGCUGUGUGAUCAACAAUCCCAUCACAAACCAGACCACACAUCUGGACAUCACACAACUCUGUCACACAUGUGAAGACUCUGUGUCUCUGAUAGUGUUGGUCUCUGUUUCUGCUGCGGCUGGAUCUCUGUUGAUGUUUGCUGCAGUCGGGUUCUUCUUCAUCUUCAGAAGACACAGGAAAAGAGACCAAGAAGAAUGUUAA
Carassius gibelio (silver crucian carp) is the source of this 432-nucleotide messenger RNA. RefSeq names its product natural killer cell receptor 2B4. The transcript is spliced from 3 exons. Bases 1 to 432 code for a protein of 143 amino acids. The record is from RefSeq and is a predicted model, not a curated record. NCBI's taxonomy places the organism in Eukaryota, Metazoa, Chordata, Actinopteri, Cypriniformes, Cyprinidae.